This is a messenger RNA of Daphnia pulicaria, 1913 nucleotides long. RefSeq names its product sorting nexin-17-like (gene Snx17). Gene Ontology annotation, cellular component: early endosome. Bases 147 to 1529 code for a protein of 460 amino acids. The record is from RefSeq and is a predicted model, not a curated record. NCBI's taxonomy places the organism in Eukaryota, Metazoa, Arthropoda, Branchiopoda, Diplostraca, Daphniidae. Gene Ontology annotation, molecular function: phosphatidylinositol binding. The transcript is spliced from 10 exons. Gene Ontology annotation, biological process: signal transduction; intracellular protein transport.
UAGCAGACGCCUCUCAAAACAAAAACGGUACUUGGCUAGUUCCGAAUUUUUAGGUGGUGUGUGUUAUAGCUGUUAUAGCUUAGUUAAUUAGAUUUUUAACUCGUUGUGAGAUAGGAAUAUUUGCAUGGAGUAACUGCGAUAAAGCCAUGCAUUUUUCUAUUCCAGAAACAGAAAAUCUUCAGGACAAAGACGGAAGUUAUUAUCAGGGAUAUCAUGUUCACAUCAAUGGAAACCAUCAUUGUACUCUUCGGUACAAACAACUUAGACACCUUCAUGACCAGUUGAAGAAGCUAUUCAGUCAUGAUACCAUACCAGAAUUUCCUUCUAAAAAACUACUUCCAUUGACAACCCUCCAGCUUGAGGAGCGUAGACUAUACCUGGAAAAAUACUUGCAAUCAAUUGCACUGGAUCAUAGAAUCAGCAGUAGCACCUUUUUUCAUGCUUUCCUCCGCAUGGCUCAAAAUGAAACUCACUUAUCUAGUGAUGACCAAAAAAUUAUUCACAUAAGGAUUACUUUACCUGGAGAAGAAGUAAUUUCCAUUCCAGUCACACCAAUUCAAGAGACUAGUUCUGUUAUAAAGAAAGUUGCUCAGCAUGUUGGACUUCCAGAAGAGUUGGCUGAUUAUUUUGCUCUUUUCAUUCAAGAUGCUAAUGAAUUUAACCAAUAUUGCUUGGUCAGAAGACUCUUAAAUUAUGAAUCGCCGUUCUUAGCUGUGAAACUUUCCGGUGAAAGCGCAAGCCUUGUUAUGAGGAAAAGCUAUUGGGAUUCUAUUUAUGACGAUGAAUUGUUAAAAUUUCCCAUUGGAACCAAGCUGGUUUAUAAUCAAUUCCGAGAUGAUCAUAAAAGAUAUUGGAUACAACCUAAUGAACAACAGCUCAUAUCUCUGAAACGAUUAAUAGAUCAAGACAAGCAGCAUGAAGUAAUGAAGCUGGCACGACAGAUUCGAUUUUACGGAGGCGUUAACUUCUUACCCUGUUUAACUGACUUUCCAACAGCCGGUACUCCUGUAUCUAUCCACGCUUUGAACAAGGAAUUAGUUUUUUGCUAUCCUGAUCUUACAGAAAGAUCGUUUCGAGUAACACGCAUGCGCUCUUGGAGAAUUACCACAAUUGUCCAGGAACACAAUGUGGAUCAUCCUAAAUUGGAGUUGUCCUUUGAAUAUCUUUUGUCUAAAGAUCGGCUACAAUGGAUCACAGUAGAUAGCACCCAAGUCAUUUUUCUUUCUUUAUGCUUACAAAGUAUGGUUGAAGAGUUGAUGCGAAAGCAGCAAGAUGGGGGUGGCGGCAGCAGCUUCCCUCAGUUGGCAGAUGAAGUGAUUCAGAAACUUACAUUCUUGGGAAAGCACGGCAAUUUGCUUUGCAUUUCUGAGUCAACGGGGAAGACUAGAAUUUCUAAGGACCCUGUUAAAAAAUCAUUGGGACUCAAAGAAAGUAUUCGUGUCCGAUUUCGUAAUGGAAGAAAUCAUUCUUUCGAAGAAGCCCGAAUCGAGAAUCAUGCAUUUGAAGAUAUUCGCGAUGAAGAUUUGUGACAGGAAGGAAUUAAAAUCAUACAUCUAUUUCUGUUUUACACUAAACUUUAUUGUGGCAAACCUUCGAGGUGUUCAUGCCAUUCUUGUGGAGCAAAACUUUUUAUUCUAUGGUGAAUCGUCUUUUUAUUGUUGAUAUAUCGACUAAGCAAGCUAUCCUCAUAUAUUACCGACAUUUUUUAACAUUAAAUGUUUUGUUAAGGAUUAAAAUCAUUGUACGGGCUCUACUGUUUCGUAUGACAGAGAUGAACAAAAAGUGAUCUAUAACCAUUUUCAAACUAUUGGCUCAGUAUCAAACCUGUUAAUUGCGACAAAAAGAGGUUUAUAAUCUGUCUCUUAUUGUAAUCCCAGAGCUUUUUUUUUCAAAUACACAGAUAAUGUUGUGUA